UGCAACGAUCAAUAAACACGAUGUUGUGCACCAAUUUGUAUCUUUUAGAAUGCUAGCGAAAACCGACUGAGGCUGAAGUGCGAUGUCACAAUGUGAUUCAUUUCACCAAACAUGAAAAGCGUGAUACUCCGCUCGCUGGGCCUAUUGCUGAUCUGGCAAGAUUUGGAAGUCAGCAGCACAUGCCCAACAAACUGUAGCUGUUUUACAUCGUUCAGCUACGUGGCCUGCGCCGGACAAACCUACAGCACCAUUCCAGACAACAUACCCACCGACACGGAAACUCUGAAACUCGUGCACAACGAACUAGUCGAGCUUGAUCUGCCUGCACUGUACCCCUUGACCGGCCUUAAAGUGUUAGAUGUGAGAGGAAAUGGCAUCAUAGCCAUACACGGCUCCUUUGAAAAUUUCCCUUUUCUUCGAGAGGUCUACUUGGGGCAAAACAAUCUCUCUACCAUUUCACCUGAAACCUUUGGCAACAUAUUUCAACAGUUAAAGUACAUAGAUUUGACCGGAAAUCCUUUCAAUUGCCAAUGCAUUAGCCCAUAUAAAUGCUUUAAAAACGACACAACCUCCGAGUCAGAGUGUGAUAUCCUGUGGCUUCAGAGACAGGUUCACAAGAACCCGGACCGUGUCGGUAGAAAGGUUCUCUGUCAAAGUCCUGAUGACCUCCGCGGUCAGUUCUUGGACUACGUGAACAUUUCCGAGCCCAAAUGCAAUGAUGGAAAUACCGACAAGGUUUACUCCAGAACCCUCGAUUUAAAUUUAUUGUCUACAACAGCGUAUACAGUUUAUGCAGUUGUAGCUGCUGUUAUUGUCCUUGUGACAUUUGUCCAUAACACACGUAACUGGGCUACCAGGCAUAGGCGAAAAUGUCAGUCUCCGCUCGACGACCUAAGCAGCCGGGUCGACGAUGCAAACAGAACCGACGUUGAUAUGGAUGAAAUGUCUCCUGAGAUCAGCGGGCCAGCAUACGACAGAAAUGCCGAUCGCGCUGAGCAGCACACAGAUGACGACAAUGAGACUAAAUUAACCCCUGUUGUACAACCUACUUCAGCCAGGAAGACAACACGACCACGAUGCGGCCACUAGACCCGAAAACACAGUUAUCACUGACCCAGGGACUAGAGAGGGAGUUGAAAACCAUAAAAGGCAACCUCGUCGCUAUCGAACAACCUCAAUAAAUUCUUCAUUUGUGUGUGACAUAAAUUCAUAAAAUGGGAUCAUUGAAUUCAUUCCUCAGAGAAGGAUAAGACUGUUUAUAUUUAUAUGUUUAUAUUUUCCCAAUUUAAAUAACAUCCACUUGUUCGGCUGUAAAUAGUUGCCACUUUUGAUUGUGUAUAUAAAACUCAAUAG
Branchiostoma belcheri (Belcher's lancelet) is the source of this 1353-nucleotide messenger RNA. Its product is annotated as slit homolog 2 protein-like. Gene Ontology annotation, molecular function: protein binding. The record is from RefSeq and is a predicted model, not a curated record. Gene Ontology annotation, cellular component: plasma membrane. The transcript has 3 exons. Lineage: Eukaryota; Metazoa; Chordata; Leptocardii; Amphioxiformes; Branchiostomatidae. The coding region runs from base 112 to 1089 and encodes 325 amino acids.